Moneuplotes crassus is the source of this 668-nucleotide messenger RNA. The record is from the annotation of a GenBank genome assembly. NCBI's taxonomy places the organism in Eukaryota, Ciliophora, Spirotrichea, Euplotida, Euplotidae.
CAAUUCAAAAUGGAUGACCACCGUUGCUCUGCUCCUUGAAGCCAUAAAAAGGUCUGAGUGACCAACUUAAAUAUUCCAUACGGUAGUGAAGGCAAACUUGAAACAGAACCUGAAAGAGGAGAAAAUAGAAUAUCUUUAUCUCCUGUGUGAACUCCAUGCCGAUUCGAUAACAAUCUCCUUAACUGGCUUGAAACAGAAACUAAAUAGAUAUAAUAAAAGGGCAACUCUAGCCCCCAAAAGAAUCAAUUCUUUUGAAAAGUCAACACAAAAGAUAGAGAAAGCAUCUCUUCGAAGAGAAUCAUUUAAUUCUCAAAUAAGAAAGAAAUUUGAUAAAUGAAGGUUUUUAAUGAGAUCAAACACCAACUAUUUAAAAGACUCAAAAAUACCAUAUAUUAAUCCAGUUUCUUCAAAUGAAAACAAAAAAGGAGACAGAUUUAAGGCCAAAAGGAUAAACACAAAUAGAAAAGAGGAAUUUAUUAAGCAAAAGACAGACUUAUUUGAACCCGAACCAGCAGCAUCCGAAGUGACGUGUAACAAAGAGAACUCGAUGCAAAAUAAGCAGAUAAAAACUAAACUGAAAAAUUUCUUGAAGAUUCAAAUGCCUCUAAAAGAUGUAAAAAGAGAAUUCUAAGCCAGUUUUCCCUCUUGUCAUAAUAAAUUAAUCUUCA